Molecule: messenger RNA, 855 nt
Organism: Verticillium alfalfae VaMs.102
Lineage: Eukaryota; Fungi; Ascomycota; Sordariomycetes; Glomerellales; Plectosphaerellaceae
Exons: 1
Coding region: 1-855 (284 amino acids)
Source: RefSeq, a predicted model, not a curated record
AUGGCCCGCGACGAGCACUUCUUCUCCUGGCCGCCCUCGCCCGAACUGGUCUGCACGGCUUUCCCCUACGUGCGCGCCAUGUACAGAAACCUGUGGCGCGAGUUUAUCCGCCCCUAUGAGAACAAGCUCGACAGGAGGAUAGCCGGGCUGCCGGAGCCGGAGCCGCGGCAGGAUCAGGGGCAGCGGGGCCAUGGGCACCAACAUGACGACCAUCAUGAUCACGAUCACGACGACGAGGGCGGCAUCGCGGGCAUGCUUGACGCGGCGAUCAACCUGCUCGACAUCCCCGAGGUCGAUGUUGAACUUCAGGUCGAAGAGCAGAUUGUCCACGUCGGCGAGGACGACCCUCGGCUGGGCCAAGAGGGGUUCCGGGUCGAGAUUCACGAGGACGUCGAGUUUGAGGUACCGGCCGACGGUGAGCAGAUUCCGGACCUCAACGCUAUACGGGAACAACGACACGACGAACACGAGGCCGCGCCUGCACCGAGGGUCGCGGGCGCAGCAGCAGCAGCAGCAGCGCCUCCGCCACUGAACGAUCAGCGACAGUGGAACUUACACGCCAGUCUUCGUGAUGUGGCCAACGCCCUUGCCAGCGCGCUUCUCCUGCCGGCCAUCUCGUCGGGGGCCGGCGAGCUCCUCCAGCUUCUGUUGCCGAAGCACCUGACGACGCUGAGCGGCAAGCCUUUUGGGCGUCCUGGGCUGCUGCAGCAGACGUGGGGCAGGAGCUUGGUGGGUGGGUGCAUGUAUCUGGUGCUGCGGGAUGCUUUCAAGCUGUACACAAAGUACAGGAGGGCGGUCAACAGGCCGCUCCGCAAGGUACGAAAUGUAGACAGGAAGAGGCCGGGAUCGUUGUGA